Molecule: messenger RNA, 2301 nt
Organism: Lutzomyia longipalpis
Lineage: Eukaryota; Metazoa; Arthropoda; Insecta; Diptera; Psychodidae
Product: proton-coupled amino acid transporter-like protein CG1139
Exons: 5
Coding region: 465-1862 (465 amino acids)
Biological process (GO): amino acid transmembrane transport
Cellular component (GO): vacuolar membrane
Molecular function (GO): amino acid transmembrane transporter activity
Source: RefSeq, a predicted model, not a curated record
AUGUAGUAAAAGUUUUUCACGCCAGUAAGUCUGCAAAAGUGGGACGUGGACAGUUUGCACAAGAAAAACGCGCCCGUUUUGUGAGAAGAAAAAAAGCGCGAAUGUACUCACGCGUGCAUGUGAUGUAACAUUGGCGGUUGCACACACACCGUUCUCUGAAAGACCCAGCAUUGAGCAUUCUGACUCCCAACUUCGGGGUGUGAGCAUUUCGCGGUCCGCAUGUGAAGUGUACGGCUGUGUGUGUGGAAAGAAGAAUAUUUUCCUUUAAUUUCCUACACAGAAUUUUCUCCUGGAACCCCAGCCCAGGGAAAAGGAGGAGGUUGCAGCGUAGAAAAAAAGGAUUCUUUUGGCAGACUCUGGGGAGGAAGUCUAGCGUCUGUUGGCUGCCAAUUGACGCGGAUCUGGGACGCAGAGAGAGAAAGAGCUCCCGCCCAGAAGAAGGAAGAAAUUAGUGCAGCAGCAGGAUGAGUUCGCCAAAGGAGACGCGCGAAGAAGGAGUUAAUUUGCAAUUGGUCGGGGAUGGAGAGAAGGGCGCCUACAAUAAUUCAGUCCAUCACGAAGAUGGGGAGAGUGCACCCCUCAGCUCGGAGGACUAUGACCCCCAUUUGCACCGGAAUGUGCCUCAUCCCACAUCGAAUAUGGAGACCUUGGUGCACAUCCUCAAGGGAUCCCUCGGCACGGGUAUCUUAGCCAUGCCCGAAGCUUUCGCCAACUCAGGAUACGUUUCAGGUUUCAUCAAUACCAUCAUUAUUGGGGCCCUCUGCACCUACUGCCUCCACAUUCUCGUACGCACUCAAUAUAUUAUUUGCAAAAGGAAUCGCCUGCCAAUCCUCACAUUUCCUGCUUCAAUGCAAAUAGCCCUGGAGCAGGGUCCAAAGCCCCUAAGGCCGUAUGCUCGCGCCUCGGCAAUCAUUGUGGAUGUUUUCCUCAUAAUCUACCAAUUGGGCAUCUGCUGUGUGUACAUUGUCUUCGUGGCGACGAAUAUUAAGCAAUUAGUUGACUACUACUGGGUGGAUUUUGACGUGAAGCUCCACAUGCUUAUCCUCCUGCUGCCCCUAAUUGGCCUCAAUUGCAUUCGGAAUCUCAAACUUCUCGCCCCUUUCUCGUCCUUUGCCAAUGUCAUCACUUUCGUUGGAUUGGGGCUCAUUCUAACGUACAUCCUGGACGAUAUGCCGGGACCAAGUGUCAGGGAUGCUGUGGCGCCUAUCGGGAAGUUUCCUCUCUUCUUUGGGACUGUACUGUUUGCCCUGGAAGCUGUGGGUGUUGUGAUUGCCGUGGAGAAUAACAUGAAGACCCCGAAGAACUUUGGGGGCUACUUUGGGGUACUCAACAUUGGAAUGUUCGUCAUUACCAUCCUGUACGCCAUCAUUGGCUUCCUUGGCUACCUAAAGUUCGGCACAGAUGCCAAAGGGAGCAUAACGCUCAACAUCCCGCAAAUGGAACCAACUGCCCAAGCCAUCACAAUAAUCUUCGCCGUUGCCAUCUUCAUCUCAUACGGGCUGCAGUGCUACGUUCCCGUGGAGAUAAUCUGGAAUCAGUACCUCCUGAAGCGCUUCGAGGACUCCCCGAAGAAGCUCAUGAUGGAAUUUGUAACGCGUAUUGUGGUGGUGAUCAUGACAUUCCUCCUGGCUGUGGCCAUCCCGCGUUUGGGGCUCUUUAUCUCCCUCUUUGGAGCACUCUGCCUGUCCGCCCUGGGGCUGGCCUUUCCCGCCAUCAUGGAGAUCUGCGUGCUGUGGCCAGAUAAACUCGGCCCGUGUCGCUUCGUUCUCUACCGCGAUAUCGCCCUAAUUAUCUUUGGCAUUGUGGGCCUCGUUGCGGGCACGUACGUUAGUGUUCGCGACAUAAUUCUCAGCUUUAUGUAGUCUAACAGUCGUGCUGAAUAAAAUGAGAAGAAGAAGUAGCCCACGCACGCCCACGCGGAAGGGAAUGCGCACAACAAAGCAGGGAAAGAAUCUCACCAAACAAAAGGAAUCCGUUGCAUACUCACUACAAAAACAAAUAAAACUAAAAAAGCAUUUACACGCGCCCUUUGCUAACUAAAAAAAAAGAAGAAAAGAAGAUUAAAUAGAGUUUAAUUAAUCAGCCAGCCUGAGGCCCUAAAUCAGCUCCAAAAAAGAGCCAAUUCAAUCUCGUGAUGAUGACAUAGUCGAUUAUAUUGAUUAUAUUGUUGAAUUUGUUACAUCAUUGCAUCCAAAACGCAAAAAAAAAACAAUUUUUGAUGUAGUCAAAGCAUUAUACAUAAUUAUACAUAUAUAUUGCAGAUUGUAAGGAAAAUAAAGGACAAAAUUUUAUGAUGAAGAA